GCCACCGCCGCCACCCUUCGCGCCCCCUGGGCCCCCCUCGCUUCUCCCACCCGCUCCCCGACGGAGAGGAACCUUUGCCCGCUCCGUCUCCUCCCUCGGCGCCUCCGGGAGCUCGGCCCGCCCCGCCGUCUGCUCGAGGCUUGGCAGCGGGAAGGAGGAAACCCAGCGGUGGCCCCGCGAAGGCGGGCGGCAGCCGGGGCGACAUGGGCAGCGCCGAGGAGGAUUAUAACUUUGUCUUUAAGGUCGUCCUAAUUGGGGAGUCCGGGGUGGGCAAAACCAACCUGCUCUCCCGCUUCACCCGCAACGAGUUCAACCAUGACAGCCGCACCACCAUCGGCGUGGAGUUCUCCACCCGCACAAUCCUCGUGGGAGAUGCUGUGGUGAAGGCUCAGAUCUGGGACACUGCGGGGCUGGAGCGGUACCGCGCCAUCACGUCAGCGUAUUACCGGGGGGCCGUGGGUGCCCUGGUCGUGUUUGACAUCACCAAGCACCAGACGUAUGAUGUGGUGGACCGCUGGCUGAAGGAGCUCUAUGACCAUGCCGAGGCCAGCAUUGUCGUCAUGCUGGUGGGGAACAAGACCGACCUCGCACAGGCUCGGGAGGUGCCCAUGGAGGAGGCAAAAAUGUUUGCAGACAACAAAGGGCUGCUAUUUGUGGAGACGUCAGCGCUGGACUCCACCAACGUUGAACAGGCUUUCGAGACCAUCCUGAAGGUUGUGCUCAUUGGGGACUCUGGGGUGGGGAAGAGCAACCUGCUGUCACGCUUCACCCGCAAUGAGUUCAACCUGGAGAGCAAGAGCACCAUCGGGGUAGAAUUUGCCACGAGGAGCAUCCAGGUGGACAACAAGACGGUGAAGGCUCAGAUCUGGGACACGGCCGGGCAGGAGCGGUACCGCGCCAUCACCUCAGCGUACUACCGGGGGGCGGUGGGAGCUCUGCUUGUCUACGACAUCGCCAAGUACCUGACGUAUGAGAAUGCCGAGCGCUGGCUGAAGGAGCUGCAGGACCACGCUGACGCCAACAUUGUCAUCAUGCUGGUGGGCAACAAGAGUGACCUGCGGCACCUGCGGGCUGUGCCCACUGAUGAGGCCAGGAGCUUUGCAGAGAAGAAUGGGCUGUCCUUCCUUGAGACAUCUGCUCUGGACUCCACCAAUGUGGAGAUGGCUUUCCACAACAUCCUCUCAGAGAUCUACCGCAUCGUGUCCCAGAGGCAGAUCACUGGGCAGCCGGAGUCAGAGUUCGGCCCCAGCACCACCAUUGAGCCCAUCCGGGUGCUGCCCACACAGCAGGAGGGCCGGCAGACCCCCUGCUGCCAGAACAUCUGAGCCCCUGGACUGCCCCCACCGUGAUGGUCCACCACCCAGCACAUGGUGGCAUCAUGUGUCUCACCCUCUGCCUCUGCCCCCCACAGCCCCCUGAGCCGGACAGGCUGGCAGCUGCUUUUGUCUGCAACCUCAUGCUGCCCAUGCGCUGCUCUCCCUGUGUUUAUGUAGGACCUACAAAAAUAGGGGGGGAGGCAAAGCAUCAGGGUGUCUCCCCUCUCUCCCUGUGAUUGGGGACAUGCCAUUCCCUGUGUCCCUGCUCCCUCUAGCCCUGCAGGCACAGUCACCGAGUGGCUGGGUGGCACUGAACAAGCCUGAACGUGAUGAGUCCCUGUUUGGUGACGCCCUGGGUGCAGCCCUGCAGGGAGGGGGACACCGGGUGCACCUUUCUCCCACCCAGUGAAAGGAGCAGCAACAUGGCCAGUUGCACCCAGCCCUGCCCCUGUGACACCGAGGGCUGGGAGUGCCCCUGGGUGCUGCUGGGGACAUUGGGGUGGGGUGUGGGGAUGACACUGUUUUCAUGCAUUGACCCCUUCGAGGCAUGGCCCCAGCUGUGACUCUUCCAUGGAAAGAGAUGGGAGCAGGAACUGGGGGGCCAUGGCUUCUGGGGAGGCCUGAGGAAGGGACAAGGUGGGGACAGGGCUUUGGGGGCUGAGGGUGAGGGCAUGGAGAGGGUGCUGAGGGCAAGCACAUGGUCCCUCCACACAGCUCCCCGUGUGGGGGCCAGUGCCAGCACUGGGGACCCCUUAGCUCCGGCUCUCAGGAGCCCCUGGCACGGGUUGACCCUGCCCCACUCCAGUGUUUGGCCACUGGUGGCUGGUGCCCUCAUGGCCCAGCCUGGGGACAUGGUGCCAUUAGAUGGAGCAUCUGCUGCACCUGCAGGGUGAGAGUGGCCCUGUCCCCUGCCUGGAGGGCAGCAGCCACUCCCCAGGGUGGGCACCUCCGAAGGUGCUGGGACAGACUGGGCUGGGCCCAACCCCUGUCAGGGGUCAUUGGCAGGUAUCAAUCAGGACCGGUGCAAGUGGGAGAGCCUGUCCCCACUGAACCAGUGCUGGGGGUCUCUGUCUCUCCAUGGCUGCCCCCCAUCACCCCAUCUCACUUGACUGUGUCGGCAGGAUCUGGGCCAGCCACUCACCUUGGGGUGAAAUUUGUCGAUGAAACAGGAAUUGAGGCAAAAUCCCCAAAUAAAGCUGCUAUUGAGAGUCUUACUCUCUCUGCCAGGGCAGUUCCUUGAGGCAGGAGUGGUGCCAGCCCCACACGGGGCAGCUGGGCAGCAUUCCCAAGCAAUGAAGGGUGAGGAGGAGGAGGAGGACAGGGAGGAAGGUGUGACUGUAACCUGGGCAAGGGGGUGCCCUCCUGGGAAACUGGAGAGGAGAGCUUGGAAUUCAGGCUCAGAGGGGCAGGUUGGAUCACGCUGCCAGCACAGGGGCAGCGUUGCAGGGCACAAACCGGGCAUGGGAGCAGCUGCACUACGUGGAUGUCAGCCCCAACUGGGUCUGGGUUGCCCCUUUUAUCCAACCGACAGCACAGCCAUGGCAGCAUCUUAACCUUGGCUCCAGCCACCCCUGCAUGGUGUGUCCCUGCACCGCAGCACUUCUCCAUCCCAGAGACAGCCUCAUCCCUGAGCCAGCCAGUCCCAUCCUUGGCUGCAUCCUGGGUCUCCUCACAGCUGGGGGCUGUCCCCAGGUGAGCAGUGGUCAUCGCCCCAUGGACUGGACUCUGCCCUGUGCCCACCCCAGCUGGCAGAGUCACGGUGACACACAGACCAGCUGGAGCUGCCAAGCGCCACCCCCUCCCACACCAUCUGCCCACACCAAAAUGUGGUGCCAAGAGGUGAUGUCAGCCCUGCCGGCAGGAGAGGUGGGCGUGGGGGCAGAUGAUGCUCCAAAGGGCUCCUCAAAGGGACAGGGCUGAGCCAAACAUCCCUUGGGGCUCCCUGCCAUCAGCCAGGCACCAGCACGGACAUGUGGGAUGAUGAGUUCAUUUAGGCUCGUGGAGACACUUGGGCUCAGCACCUCAGUUUUGUUCCAGGCUUUCCAGCUUUCAGAUGAUUUCUGCAGGGAUGAAGAAGCGGGCAGGGUGAAACGUGGCACAGGCUGGCUCAUGGACCUGCUGGCACCAGGACUGGGAGCAGCAGCUGGUGCAGGGGGCUCACCAUCUCAAAAUGCUCUAACAAACCCCAAGAAGUGCUGCCAAAGGCACAGGACUGGUGGGAGACCCAGGAGGGGUAGCAGAGGGAGGUCUGGCCCCACUGCCUUGGAACUUGGCCCCUCAGGGCCCUGUUCCCAACCACUGCUCCUGCCCCCUCCUAAAGCAUGGACAGACAGAAACCAAGAGCAGAUACUGAGUUUCUUAA
Molecule: messenger RNA, 3678 nt
Organism: Lepidothrix coronata (blue-crowned manakin)
Lineage: Eukaryota; Metazoa; Chordata; Aves; Passeriformes; Pipridae
Gene: RAB25
Product: RAB25, member RAS oncogene family
Exons: 8
Coding region: 204-1325 (373 amino acids)
Biological process (GO): regulated exocytosis; constitutive secretory pathway
Cellular component (GO): recycling endosome
Molecular function (GO): GTPase activity; GTP binding
Source: RefSeq, a predicted model, not a curated record